AUACAAUGUUAUAGCCUAACCCUGCUCGGUUAUCUCUCAUCUCUCUCUCUCCGACAAAGCUACAAGGCCACACACAAUCGCAGCCUAAGACAAUAAAAUGCCCAAACUACCUCUUCCCCUUUCUUCCUCCAUCAUCGAAUCGUCUCUCUUCUCCACUCUCCUCCUCUAAUGGCCGACUCUCUUCACUCUCACUCUCUCUCUGUUUCCGAAGACCAACCUUUCGACCUCCGAUUCUACUCCUCCAACCCUCUCCGAGAUGCUAAUUCCGACUCCGCCGCCGGAUCGAGCUCUGCCAAGUACAAGCUCUUCUCUCCGGCCAAACUCCCGAUCUCUAGGUCCCCCUGCAUCACGAUCCCCCCAGGUCUCAGCCCGACAUCCUUCCUCGAAUCCCCUGUUCUCCUCUCCAACAUGAAGGCUGAGCCUUCUCCAACUACAGGUUCAUUUUUGAAGCCUCACUUGAUGCAGUGCUCUGGCGGUACAGCUGGUUUCUCAUUGUCUGCAAAUUCCUCCAAUAGAAAUAGUGUUGAUGGAAGACAAAACAGCUGUUUUGAGUUUAGACCCCACACUGGAUCUGAUUCUGUUUCAGGAUUACCACCAGCAGCACCUACGAUCACUGCAGGUACGAACAACCAGAAAAAUGAACCAUAUGAACAAGUUCAAACUCAAUGUCAGUCUCAAUCUUUUGCAUCAUUGCCUUCUGUUAAAAGUGAGAUGGCAUCUUCCUCAAAAGAAUUGAGUCUACCUGCAUCUGUUCAUAUGUUUGCUUCAAGAGCUACUGUACAUACUGGAGUUGAUUCUGAUGAAUUAAACGAGGGAGUGCCCCCAAGUACAGGGGUCCAAGCAUCACAACCUGACCAUAAAGAUAUUGGGCCUUCAGUCACUGCUGAGAGAUCAUCUGAUGAUGGAUAUAACUGGCGGAAAUAUGGGCAGAAACUAGUGAAAGGAUGUGAAUUUCCACGAAGCUAUUACAAAUGUACACAUCCUAACUGUGAGGUGAAGAAGAUUUUUGAACGCUCUCAUGAAGGACAAAUUACAGAGAUUGUGUAUAAGGGUACACAUGAUCACCCUAAACCUCAACCUGCCCGCCGAUAUACUGCUGGUGGUAUUAUGUCUGUCCAAGAGAAAACUGAUAAGUUUUCAUCUUUAACCGCUCAAGAAGACAAAUCUGCCAUAAAUGCCCAAAUAUCUCAUCACAUUGAAUCAAAUGGCAUUCCCGAGCUAUCUGCUUAUGGAACAAAUGAUGAUUGUGUAGAGGGUGCAGCUUCCCAAUUCAACAGCACUAACGAUGAGGGUGAUGAUGAUGACCCAUUCUCAAAGCGGAGGAAAUUGGACGGUGUUGGUAUUGAUGUCACGUCGGUGGUUAAGCCUAUUCGUGAACCGCGUGUUGUUGUUCAAACUGUGAGUGAGGUUGAUAUACUGGAUGACGGCUAUAGGUGGCGUAAAUACGGGCAGAAAGUGGUGAGAGGCAAUCCUAAUCCAAGGAGUUAUUACAAGUGUACAAAUGCUGGAUGCCCAGUCAGGAAACAUGUGGAAAGGGCAUCGCACGAUCCCAAAGCUGUUAUAACUACCUACGAGGGAAAACACAAUCAUGAUGUACCUACUGCAAGGAAUAGUAGCCAUGACAUGGUGGGACCCGCAACUGUGAAUGGAAUGUCAAGGGUUAGAUCAGAAGAGAGUGAUUCAAUCAGCCUUGAUCUUGGGGUUGGGAUCAGCGGCUCUGUUGCUGAAAAUAGAUCCAAUGAGCGGCAUCAACAAGUGAUGGAUACUGAAGUUCUGCAAAACCAAGCUAACAGUGUCGGCUCCAAUUUCAAGGUUCUCCAAGUGAACCCAAUUCCAACAUACUAUGGUGUUGUAAAUGGUGGCGGUGUGUAUGGAUCCAGAGAUAACAGCGUUGAAAGUAGUCUUAACUUCCAGACUCAACCUUUAAACCAUUCAUCUAUUCCGUAUCCACAAAACUUGGAAAGAAUACUUUUGGGCCCGUAGAGUUUUGUUUUGUGAAGUGAAGGAAGAAUAAAAAUGCAACGCUGCGGGGUUCUGCCCCUUCUUGGUGGCCGGUGGGUGAAAUAUCUGAGGCUGCUCUGCUCUGUUCUGUAUCAUUUCUUCUUGUAUUAAGCCUUGCUUAUACUACUACAACAUUAUUAAUCUUAGGUAAAAAAAGUUUGUACAAUAUGGAGUUAGAACAGGGCACAUUUUCUGACCAACAGACAUAUUGUAACUCUUUAACAGUGCUUGAAAUGGAAUGUACUUUGAGGGAAAUACAUACAUACAUACGUAUAUUCUAUAUUUGGCCUGUUACAAAGGCUUGUAAUAAUUAUUAUGGUUUUGAGUUGUAGAGCUUUACAUUCUCUCAA
Messenger RNA from Camellia sinensis, 2351 nucleotides. It is a transcript of the gene WRKY20, whose product is annotated as WRKY family transcription factor family protein. NCBI's taxonomy places the organism in Eukaryota, Viridiplantae, Streptophyta, Magnoliopsida, Ericales, Theaceae. Gene Ontology annotation, molecular function: sequence-specific DNA binding; DNA-binding transcription factor activity. The record is from RefSeq and is a predicted model, not a curated record. Gene Ontology annotation, biological process: regulation of DNA-templated transcription.